This is a messenger RNA of Aspergillus campestris IBT 28561, 702 nucleotides long. RefSeq lists its product as uncharacterized. The record is from RefSeq and is a predicted model, not a curated record. The transcript is spliced from 2 exons. Lineage: Eukaryota; Fungi; Ascomycota; Eurotiomycetes; Eurotiales; Aspergillaceae. The coding region runs from base 1 to 702 and encodes 233 amino acids.
AUGUCGUUCAACAUUGUCAACGGCCAGAUCUACACGCCGGGCUUGGCGAUCGUGGAUGCGCCCCAGCCGAAUACUCCUUUAGGAGGGGACACCCUCCACAUCGCCAUCGACGUCUCGGGAAACGGAAAACUUUCUCUAGACAAAGACGAUGAGAAAGACGAAGACAAAGACACCCACCUCCACAGCCUCACCCUCUUCCUGACCUCCACCGACCUAUCCAAGAACUUCACCAUUUCCAAUGGCACCUCGCCCCACGACCACCACGACCAUGCACCCUACGUCGGCCCCGUCCUCGAUCUCGAGCCCUCGUCCACAGUCAAGCAUGUGGACUGGACAUGGCCGGCUUGUCUAGUCGGUGAGGGAUCGGGCGGCGCCGCCCGAGGAAAGUACAACAUCUCUAUGCAUCAGUCGUUCCGGUGGCGCGGGGUGGAGCACUACACGGUGUUUGAUCUGCCUAUCUCUGUGUCUAAUGGGAUUGAGGAGUCUGAUGAGAGGGUGGAUUGUGCGUCUAUUGAGAAUGAGGUGCUGGGCGCGGGGGCUUUGGCUGCUAGUAAUGAUACGCUGGAUGAAGUGCCUUGGGUGGGUGAGGUGGGUGCUUCUGGGGAGGAGGCUGAUGCUGAUGCUGCGGUGAGGUCUGUUAGGGCUGGGGUUUGGGGGUGGGUGUUGGUUGCUAUGGUGGGGUGCUGGUGCUUGGGGUAUUGA